Molecule: messenger RNA, 738 nt
Organism: Magallana angulata
Lineage: Eukaryota; Metazoa; Mollusca; Bivalvia; Ostreida; Ostreidae
Exons: 5
Coding region: 102-713 (203 amino acids)
Source: RefSeq, a predicted model, not a curated record
CUUCUACUUACCUAUAACACAGUUUAUCAGUGUCACUUGACACUUCGUUGUCACUACAUGUACCCGUCGCAAACGAGGAUUUAUGAUUAAUCAAUUGUGCUAUGAAAGACUUGAUGAAGUGUGUACUGAUAUCUACUGUGAUAUCAUUCAUGAUUAUGAAUACUGUUGCCAUGACAACAAACAACCGUGUCCUUCUGAGUGGAGUGCUGGUUAGCUCGGCUCUUGCUGCGUCAUACUAUGGGGACUACAUCUUUAGUCCACUAGAGUUGGCAACAUUGACGACUGUUAUUCUUGUUUUGAACUUUCCCAGAAAAGUUGUUUCAGAAUCCCAAGAAUCCUGCACGGCACCGGGGUAUACGGCUGACCCCUUGUUGGGAUGUUAUCGUCCGUAUAAUGAACUUAAGACCAAUACUGACGCCAGACAACAGUGUGCUAAUGAUGGAGGACGGCUUCUGUUAAUGAACUCCGAAGCUGAGUAUGACAGAUUGAAAUCCGUAAUUGUACAAAAUUCUCUCGUCAACGUUUGGAUUCAGGGAUCGAGAAGUUCCGUUUCCUCGCCAUGGUUAGCAGACAAUGGCGACCCUCUUCCUUACCUAGGCCCAGAGUAUAUAGAGUCAGCUCAACCUACGUCAUUAGUAUUCCUAAUUGAUGUAAAUGGAUAUACUGGCGGAACGUCAGGCACAGGUCAAUUCUCUUUUAUUUGUGAAAAUUGAUUUUCUAAACAAUAAAGAGAAAUUU